This is a messenger RNA of Neogale vison (American mink), 1431 nucleotides long. It is a transcript of the gene ZNF576, whose product is annotated as zinc finger protein 576. Bases 478 to 1134 code for a protein of 218 amino acids. Gene Ontology annotation, cellular component: nucleus. Gene Ontology annotation, molecular function: RNA polymerase II cis-regulatory region sequence-specific DNA binding; DNA-binding transcription factor activity, RNA polymerase II-specific. NCBI's taxonomy places the organism in Eukaryota, Metazoa, Chordata, Mammalia, Carnivora, Mustelidae. Gene Ontology annotation, biological process: regulation of transcription by RNA polymerase II. The transcript has 2 exons. The record is from RefSeq and is a predicted model, not a curated record.
CCUACCCCGCUUCCCUCCGGGUGGCGGCGCUAUCACGAGCGACUGACAGGCGCAACGAAAGGCAGCCCUCUGUCGUCUGGAGAAAAGCGGAGGCCUGGGCUCCCCGCCUCGGGAGGAGGGAACCGAGGGCAGUGCUUGGGGUAGCGGGACUGGGAGGCUCAAGGCGCACAUGGGAGGCGGGGGCCCUGGGUGGAACGAGGGUUACAGGAUGUCAGAGAAAGAUGCCUGCCGGGAAGAGGCGGGCUAAAGUCUGGAUACCACCACCGACCUUAAGACACGUGGGAGACGGGGGUGAGGCUGGUGUCAAAGCUCAAGGGUUCUGUGCCCCGAGUUCAGGGAGGUAGUUUGAUGUAGGAGACCACAGGUCUCAAUCAGGUGAGAAGGCUCUAAGGGGUGUCACCUAUCUAGGGAGUCGAAUCUUUAGGGAGGGUCGAAGCUUCCCUAGGGAACAGCUCCAUCGGGUUAGAGUUCAAGAGGAUGGCAUCUUAUGGGGGCAAGGAGAGCCUGUCAGAGGUCACGAGAUUAGCGGGCCCUGUAAUGCUGUCAGUAGAUGUGCGACUUCACUCGAUUUACUAUUCUGUCCUGCGUGCUACUGUCUUGACCAGAGGGAUCCCAGUCACUAUGGAGGACCCGCGUCCUGAAGGGAACAUGGAGCCCCAGGAUUCGUCUAAGGAGAGAAGUCCCCGCAGUCCAGGAGGCGACAUCUGCCACCUGGGGGCCCCGCAGUGCACCCGCUGCCUCAUCACCUUCGCCGAUUCCAAGUUCCAGGAGCGUCACAUGAAGCGGGAGCACCCAGCGGAUUUCGUGGCCCAGAAGCUGCAGGGGGCCCUCUUCAUCUGCUUCACCUGCGCCCGCUCCUUCCCCUCCUCCAAGGCCCUGAUCGCCCAUCAGCGUAGCCACGGUCCAGCCGCAAGGCCCUCCACGCCAGUGGCGCCCACCACGGCCCAGCCUACAUUCCCCUGCCCUGACUGUGGCAAGACCUUUGGGCAGGCUGCUUCUCUGAGGCGGCACCGCCAGGCGCAUGAGAUCCAAACCCCUCCUGGCCCUUUUGCCUGCACUGAGUGUGGUCAGGACUUUGCCCAGGAAGCUGGGCUGCAUCAACACUAUAUCCGGCAUGCUCGGGGAGAGCUCUGAUUGAGGGCUAAGCCCUCCCUAGGACAGUGCGGGGGGGGGGGUUCAUUGGCUGCUAGAACCCACCUCUGAUACAGGAUGGGGGCCUUGGAAGGAUUGCUUUCCCUCCCUGGACAGGCAAAGGACUCCUGAUGCGUAGGACCCAGAAGAUGCUCAUCUACAGCUUCAGUCUUUGGAGGACACAAAGGCCUUCAGGGAUAUAGUGGAAUUAAUGAAAUCUUAUGUUUAAAAAAAAGAAGCCAAAAGGAAAAGUGUUAUUUGUAUCUCCCGCAUUCCCAAUUAAAUAGUUUGAAACCACAA